Aspergillus japonicus CBS 114.51 is the source of this 2252-nucleotide messenger RNA. RefSeq names its product transcription factor domain-containing protein. The coding region runs from base 1 to 2007 and encodes 668 amino acids. The record is from RefSeq and is a predicted model, not a curated record. Lineage: Eukaryota; Fungi; Ascomycota; Eurotiomycetes; Eurotiales; Aspergillaceae. Gene Ontology annotation, molecular function: zinc ion binding; DNA-binding transcription factor activity, RNA polymerase II-specific; DNA binding. Gene Ontology annotation, biological process: regulation of DNA-templated transcription; DNA-templated transcription. The transcript is spliced from 10 exons.
AUGGCUCAUGGGAAGGUCCACCGUGGGUUGCAGCACCGAUCUGCCGAAGAGCGUGCAAGCGCAAGGCGAUCGAUGGUAGCAUGCAAUCGAUGUCGCUCCAGGAAGACCCGCUGUGCUGGCAAUCCUCCUUAUCCGUGUGCGGCGUGCGAAGAUGUAGGUUAUGAUUGUGUGUAUUCCGAAGCCGAGAAACGUGUGUCUAUUACCGAGAGCUACUUUCGUCGCUUGCUAUCCGAUGCGCAAGCCGCUCGUCAGGGUUUCUCCACCUCAGCUUCCCAGAGCACUUCCGUAACCCCAGCGGAGACACCUCUGGAACGAGACGACUGGUGGUACAAUGGAGCGGAUAACCUCUUUCUUAACCGGUCGGGCGAACAUCAAUUUAUCGGAGCAUCCUCCGCCACUCAUCUAGCCAAGCGUCUCAACCCAACCUCAAAGAAUUUAGCGUGGGAUGUGCGCCCACUUUAUGAUGAUCCAACAUCCUUGCGUCGAUCUAUAUCGCCGGCCUUACCUCAAUUACCGCCUUUCGAAUACGCCAAGCGUCUUUAUUGGGUGCAGUACAGUUACAUCGGAACAAUCUUUUCCCUUAUACAGCCACAGGACUACGAAGAUCGACUUUACAUAGUCUACCACCAACCUCCAGACCUACUCAACCGAGAGUCAUGUCUGGUCUAUUGCCAGGUCCUGCUAAUUAUCUCAUACGGGCUGAUGUAUUCGGUGAAUCAGUGGUCGGGAGAUGAUGGUCCUCCUGGCUUCAAAUACUUCAAGCAUGCUCUUCGCUUCCUACCAGACAUUCAUGAAGAGGGUUCCAUCUUCUUUGUCGAAGUACUAUGCUACGUAGCAUAUUAUAUGCAGAACUUGAAUCGGCGGGAUGCUGCAUUCCUCUAUAUUGGCACCGCUCUGCGGAUGGCCAUCUCCUUGGGACUUCACCAAGAGGCGUCGGAUCCAGCAAUGAGCGAAGAAGACCGGAACCGUCGACGUCGAUCCUGGUGGUCCGUGUACAGUUUAGAUCGGCUCCUUUCCGUGAAAUCCGGAAAUCCUAUAACCAUCCAAGAUGAAGACAUAGGGACAACUUGGCCGCGACCGGUUAACCCCGGCGACGUGGUCCCCUGGCCUUCUGUUGUUCUAAUACACUAUACCCAAUUAUCGAGAAUACUUGGUCGCAUUGGAGAAGAAAUAUAUCGGAAGAAACCUCGCUCCGGGUCAAACCUCCUCCUCUCAGUACAAAGUAUCAUGGACGAACUAUUCGACUGGCUACGACGAGUACCUGACCGCUUGCGUAUUGAUUUUUCAACUCUUGGAACGCACAUAAAUCGCGAAUCAGUGUCGUUGUUUUUACAUUUCUACUCGUGUGUCAAUAUGACAGCAAGACCAUUGGUCUUUUAUAUCAUCCAGCGACGUCUUGAUGCAGACACAGCAGGCUCGGUAACAGAUGACUGGAAGAAAGGGCUUUCGCAGAAUGCCGUGCAGGUGAUAGAGAGCUGCAUUUCCGCUGCUCGUGCUACCAUCAUGAUCAUGGAUGCUGCUUCUAAGCAGAACCUGGUUGCGACCUACGGAUACCUAGAUGGAGAGUAUAUCUUCUCUGCCGCUCUUUUGCUGGUCAUGGUCAAUGCGGCUUUUCCGCACAACGAUUCCAAUGCGCGAUCCAUGGCGACCGCGCUGAACCUUCUCCGUGGGAUGGCGGAUCGAGGUAAUACCAUCCUCGAGGCUCGUCACUCAUUGCUUCUCGAACUACAGUCCGCCAUUGGGCCGAACCGCUCAAGGGAUGUGGACAACAAUGCUUUGGAUAUACCGGCCACCCCUGCUAGCACGCAAAAGCAUACACCAUCUUCUAGCGUCGUGGAACAGGCUGCACGAACAGGACCGAGACCUCAGAACCAGGAUAUCUCUUUUGUGCAGGACAUAUCCUUCAACUUCGAUGUAAAUGAUGACCCCGGGCUUUGGGAUGAGGUCCUUCAUCAAAUUGAUAUCGACAUGGACACCGAUUGGAUUGAGCAAGCGUUGCGCAAAUAGGAAGGUUUCAAAAAUAUAAGCCUUCCUUACUGUCAGGUUUCCUUAAUUUUCACGCUCUCUCAAUGAUGUAAGGCAACGCUUAAUGAGCACAUGUAGGCACAUGCACACCCCUUGGCUGACAUGAGCAAGUACACGAAUGUUGCCCAUGGUAUUAUUGUACCAGCUUGAUCUGAUUUCACUCACUUGUAGAGACCUCCGUGUCAGCAUCAUGUUGCUUCACUUCAAUUGAUUACUGUUCCGCAAUC